UUCAUUAUCUUGUAAUAUUCUCACUAAUUAUAAAACGAUGUAAAGGGCCACUCUAUAAGGAUAUGAAUACACUUCAAUUGAUUAUAAUUAGUGCAACUUUCAUAGUAACUCUUGAUGGAACGGAUAACACUAGUAAUGGAAAUUUAUGGAAAAUUGCAGGAGUACAGAUCGAUCGUAUUAUGAAAUUCGACCCAAAAGAAGAAAGAAUUAUUGAAGGAAUUCAUUUUAACCUCUUCAAAAUCUUACAAGAAGAACUAAAAUUUACUUAUCAAAUGGUGAAGCCAAUUCCUGAAAUUUUGACAGGAAGAUUAAAGAAUGGCACGUGGAUUGGAAUGUACGGUCAGCUGGUAAAUAAUAAAGCAGAGUUUGCUUACUUUCCCACCUUUAUCAGAAAGGACCUGUACGAAAUUCUGCACUAUUCAUCUCUGGUGGCAUAUAAUAGUAUCUUAUUCGUUGUUCGAGCACCAGAAGAAAAUCCCAACUGGUAUUCUUUUGGCAAACCUUUUGCUCCUGAGGAGGAAACAUCAGUAAAUUAA
Molecule: messenger RNA, 536 nt
Organism: Centruroides sculpturatus (bark scorpion)
Lineage: Eukaryota; Metazoa; Arthropoda; Arachnida; Scorpiones; Buthidae
Product: glutamate receptor ionotropic, kainate 5-like
Exons: 7
Coding region: 63-536 (157 amino acids)
Cellular component (GO): membrane
Molecular function (GO): glutamate-gated receptor activity
Source: RefSeq, a predicted model, not a curated record